GCGAACGACGGUGUCGGCCAUUUUGUGUCGGCUUCGUGUGGGACGCGGUGGUGGCCGUUGGCUCGGAAAAGUGGGCGAUUUUUUUUUCCGCCUUGUUUUUCCUGCAUUUCUUUUUAUCUCUCCCCCCACCCCCAUCCCGCUUCCUUUUAUUUCGUCGAUAGAGCGCAGAUAUGGGUCGCAAGAAGAAGAAGCAGCUGAAGCCGUGGUGUUGGUAUUGCAAUAGGGACUUUGACGAUGAGAAGAUCCUAAUACAGCACCAAAAAGCAAAGCAUUUUAAAUGCCAUAUAUGUCAUAAGAAAUUAUAUACAGGACCUGGCUUAGCCAUUCAUUGCAUGCAGGUGCAUAAGGAGACAAUAGAUGCUGUACCAAAUGCAAUACCUGGGAGAACAGACAUUGAGUUGGAAAUAUAUGGUAUGGAAGGUAUUCCAGAAAAAGACAUGGAUGAAAGACGUCGACUUCUUGAACAGAAAACACAAGAGAGUCAAAAAAAGAAGCAACAAGAUGAUUCUGAUGAAUAUGAUGAUGAUGACUCUGCAGCUUCAACUUCAUUUCAGCCACAGCCUGUUCAGCCUCAACAAGGUUAUAUCCCACCAAUGGUCCAGCCAGGACUGCCACCAGUUCCAGGAGCACCAGGAAUGCCGCCAGGCAUACCUCCAUUAAUGCCAGGUGUUCCUCCUCUGAUGCCAGGAAUGCCACCAGUUAUGCCAGGCAUGCCACCUGGAUUGCAUCAUCAGAGAAAAUACACCCAGUCAUUUUGCGGUGAAAACAUAAUGAUGCCAAUGGGUGGAAUGAUGCCACCUGGACCUGGAAUACCUCCUCUGAUGCCUGGAAUGCCACCAGGUAUGCCUCCCCCUGUUCCACGUCCUGGAAUUCCUCCAAUGACUCAAGCACAGGCUGUUUCAGCACCAGGUAUUCUUAAUAGGCCACCUGCACCAACAGCAACAGUACCUGCUCCACAGCCUCCAGUUACUAAGCCUCUUUUCCCCAGUGCUGGACAGAUGGGGACACCUGUCACAAGCUCAAGUACAGCUUCAUCCAAUUCAGAAAGUCUGUCUGCAUCUUCUAAAGCUCUGUUUCCUAGCACAGCACAAGCUCAGGCAGCUGUCCAAGGACCUGUUGGUACUGAUUUCAAGCCCUUAAACAAUACUCCUGCAACAACUACAGAACCCCCAAAGCCUACAUUCCCUGCUUAUACACAGUCUACUGCUUCAACCACUAGUACAACAAAUAGUACUGCAGCAAAACCAGCAGCUUCAAUAACAAGUAAGCCUGCUACACUUACAACCACCAGUGCAACCAGUAAGUUGAUCCAUCCAGAUGAGGAUAUAUCACUGGAAGAAAGAAGGGCACAGUUACCUAAAUAUCAACGUAAUCUUCCUCGGCCAGGACAGGCCCCAAUUGGUAACCCACCAGUUGGACCAAUUGGAGGUAUGAUGCCACCACAGCCAGGCAUCCCACAACAGCAAGGAAUGAGACCACCAAUGCCACCUCAUGGUCAGUAUGGUGGUCAUCAUCAAGGCAUGCCAGGUUACCUUCCUGGAGCUAUGCCACCGUAUGGGCAGGGACCGCCAAUGGUACCCCCUUAUCAAGGUGGGCCUCCUCGACCUCCAAUGGGAAUGAGACCUCCUGUAAUGUCGCAAGGUGGCCGUUACUGAUCUUACUUCAUCCAAUCUAAUAGGUUUGGAGAUUAAACCUUUUCUCAACUUGUGCUGUUUAUAUAGCCAAGCUUCCGUCAAUAAGGCUUCAUUGUGACUUUAACAAACAUUAUCUUCCCACAUACCAGGAACUAUUGGACAUUUAUUUUACAUGGGAAAAAUUAUUUGGAAUAAUAAAGCAGGAAUUUUUCCUGAAGUUGCAAUUUAUACUGUAUGGCUUCUUUUUCAUGUUUCAUCUAGGUUUUUAGAAGUGAAGUAUAGUAAAUUUGGUUCGUUAAAUUGUGAAGGCGCUGGAACAUACCACCUUAAUAAAGGCAAGUUCUGUAAGCUUACAUUGCUAUUUGUAAAGUUAUGCCUUCACAGCAUUUAAGAUGCUGUUGGACUUCCACGUCCCCAACCUAUCUUGGUGAGGGCUGUAACUGUUUCCAAGUACCUGUACAUUGGAAGUCUGAAUGUGUAACUAUUUAAUGUAUUUAGAGUUCCUCAUGUUGCAGGGUGUAAGAAAUCUGACCCACCAUGGUCAUGUGACUUCUGUACUGUUAAACUUCAUUGUAAUAAAAUGAAAGAAAAAUUUAUGCCUUUUUAUUCAUAACCCAGCUGUGGACCACUGCCUGAAAGGUUUGUACAGAUGCAUGCUACAAUAGAUGUCCACAUAAUAAACUUCAUAGUUACCAAUGCAGUUUUUGAUAUAUCAUUGGAUUUUCUUGAGUUGUAGAUUGUUUCUUAGUUGCAUGUUAAUGCUUCAGUUAACAGCAACAAAAAACA
Messenger RNA from Perognathus longimembris pacificus (Pacific pocket mouse), 2420 nucleotides. It is a transcript of the gene Znf207, whose product is annotated as zinc finger protein 207. Bases 171 to 1655 code for a protein of 494 amino acids. Gene Ontology annotation, cellular component: nucleus. The record is from RefSeq and is a predicted model, not a curated record. NCBI's taxonomy places the organism in Eukaryota, Metazoa, Chordata, Mammalia, Rodentia, Heteromyidae. The transcript is spliced from 12 exons.